AAAGAAUAUUGAUAUGUACGCUAAUUCGAAUUUCAGAAAGUAACAUUUCGUUUUGACUCCCUAGAUGUAUAAUUAAUAAUCUAAAACAGUGUUAUAACACAUUCACGUGACACCAUCCACCAUGAGGAAGACUUCGGAUUUCAGUUAUAUUGUCUUUACUACGAUUUUAAUCUUAUGUGUUUUACAAACUCUGAAUUGUUCGAAGGAGGCGGACCGCUGCAAAAAAUGUAGAAGAAAACUCAAAAGUAGUAAAAAACAAACGAUCGGAAACGACACAACAAAGGUGACUUUCUCGGGGAUCAUUGAUGGAAAAAGUUAUCCGUAUGUAUUGUCACCAAGGCAGGGAUUAGAGGAGACCUGGAAGACGAUUGAUCCAGAAGUAACAUCUUCUCAAGACGUCAUUAAGAGAGGAAGAGAAUUUGUAGCAUAUGUUCAACAAAGGUUUAACAUCGAUAUAAGCAGAUUGAGUGACACAGAACUAUUGAUGGGGUCUUCAGUAGAAUUUGGAAAUCUAACAUUUGUGGGAUUCAUUAAAGAAAAUGACCUUAGACUUGUUACGAAAACAACUCCAGCCCGAGAGGUCACCUACUACAGAAAUACAAAAUACAAAGGCGUUG
This is a messenger RNA of Owenia fusiformis, 617 nucleotides long. The record is from the annotation of a GenBank genome assembly. Lineage: Eukaryota; Metazoa; Annelida; Polychaeta; Sabellida; Oweniidae.